AUGCCGACCGCUUACCUGUCGGUCCUCUGGCCCGGAGCGGAGCACUUCUUAGUGUUGAUGGCAUUCUGUUUCCCACCGUUCUUCAUCCUCGUCGCCACCGUCGUGCUUUUGGCAUCGUUCGGAAAGUCCUUCGGAAUGAGGGAACGUUAUGUCGCCGUGCUUUUGAGGAUAUUUGCAGUGAGUUUUUUAUUUGAUUUUUUUUGGAAUUUAAGGGGAACUAAAUCUUAAUGGUCAUAUUAACAUUAUUUUAUGCUUAGUGGGGUGCCAGCCAACUUCACACUUCCAAACGACAGCUGAAACGAGCAGAGAGUCAAGCGCAAGACCUUUCAAAUCUGGAUUCUGAAACAGAUGAUGAAGAAAAUGUUCUCUCAAACGCCUCGUCAGGAUUCGGAUCCACAGAAACAGAAUUACAGGAGUUAGAUUAUCACCGAUUGAAAAGAGUUGAAGGAUCUACUGCCAGUCUCAAUUCGAAUGCCAGCACUCAUAGCCGAAGAAGUGGAAGGGUCAGACAUGGAUCUGGGCAUAGUAAGUAGUAAUGAUUGGACUUUUAUUGUUUUUAGGCAACAUUAUUCGACGAGAAACUGCUAUCCAUCUAGACGAAGAUGAUUUCAACGACGAUGAUGAACUGAUUGUGCCAAACAAAGGAUGGCAGGUUAUUAAAGACUCAACUUUCUUCAUAAAGGUAUCUAUUUCUCGUUUGUGGAUCAACCCUCGUUGUUUUUAUUACAGGCCGGAGUCGAAGCGAUCAUCGAAGACGAGGUCACCAGUCGAUUCCAAGCUGAACAGCUUGCUUCUUGGAACAUGUUGACAAGAACGAGUGUAUCAUUUUAUCAAUGGGUCAAGUAAGUGCGAAAUGGUUUAACGAAGUUUCUUUUAGCUGGAAGCUAGCAAUUCUCUGGGUUAUCGGUUUCUUUUUCCGCUACUGCUUCCUUCUUCCUCUUCGAUUUACAUUUUUCCUUGUUGGAAUGAUCGUGUUGGUCUGCUCAACAGCUGUUAUUGGAUUAAUUCCAAAUGGGUCCUUGAAGAAGAAGUUAAAUGAAAGGUGUAUGUUGGCGUGCUAUCGGAUUUUGAGUCGGGCGAUCACUGCUUUGGUUUACUUCCAUGAUUCUCACAACAAGGCAAAGAAUGCAGGUAAGCUUUUGGUUUAUUUUUUUGAUUAUAUCUUUAGGUAUCUGUGUUGCCAACCACACCUCUCCCAUCGACGUUCUGAUUCUGAGCACUGACAAUGUCUACGCACUAAUUGGCCAAAAACAUUCAGGUCUCCUUGGAAUCAUCGAACGGGCCCUGUCCCGAGCGUCUUCUCAUAUUUGGUUUGAUCGCGGUGAAUCGAAGGACAGAAGUCUUGUUGCAAAUACUUUAAAAGCCCAUUGUAACGACCCAGACAAACUCCCCGUUCUUAUUUUUCCCGAAGGCACUUGUAUCAACAACACUAGUGUUAUGAUGUUCAAGAAGGGAUCCUUCGAGGUAAGUCUUCUGUUAAUUAUUUGAUUGUUUCGUAGGUUGGCACCACCAUCUAUCCAAUUGCCAUGAAAUACGAUUCGAGAUUCGGAGAUGCCUUCUGGAACUCGAGUGAAGUUAGCUGGUUUGAAUAUAUUAUGCAGAUGAUGACAUCUUGGGCAAUCAUCUGCCAUGUUUGGUAUCUUCCGCCAAUGUCGCGCUUACCCAAUGAAACUGCUGUUGAAUUCGCGAAUAGAGUGAAAAAGGAGAUUGCCAAAAAGGGAGGACUUGUUGAUUUGGAUUGGGAUGGAGGAUUGAAGAGAACUAAAGUGCCUGAGAGAUUGGUGACGAAACAGCAGAAUAAGUACUUCCAAAGAAUGAACAGAUACACUACUUUCUCCGAAUGUGAACCAGCAACUCCAAAGGAAGCAGGUGGUAGGUUGAAGGUCUUUUAUUUUAUUGUUUGUGAUUUUAGAUAAACCCAAACUGAAUAUUCAAUUGGGACAUCCGGAAGAAGAUGGAGAACCUGAAGAAGAAACGAUUCCGCGGAAUUUGAGUAAUGUCGACGAAGAAAGCGAACAUUCUUCCGAGAAGAAUCCAACUGCCGACCUUGAAGAACUUUUUGAAGACGAAACAAAUCUAGACGAUGAUGUUAAACAUGAAGAAGAGUCUCCAGUCAACACCUCAACCAACUCAGAAUCCAGUCAAAAAGAAAACACACUAGUCCAGAAAGAAGCCCCAUUCCCAAAGACCGACGGCGAAGUGAUGGACUUAAAUUCAGAUAAUCGAAUUUCGGGUUAA
Bursaphelenchus xylophilus (pine wood nematode) is the source of this 2238-nucleotide messenger RNA. The record is from the annotation of a GenBank genome assembly. Lineage: Eukaryota; Metazoa; Nematoda; Chromadorea; Rhabditida; Aphelenchoididae.